AUGAAACGUAGUGCUCUGCAUUUGAUUGGACCGGAUGUGGUUCGCAAGGUCAGCAGGGACCGGUUGGUCGAAGAUGUCUUUGACAGAGACAUGGGUGUUAAGUCAACGGCCAAUGCGGGCCGCAAGCUUCGUCGCGGUAAGGGAGUGUCCGUCAAGAUCAAAGGAGUUAUCCGUGGCGCCAACUUCAACGCCAAGUACAUAGCUAAAUAUCUCGCACAGCGUGGCUUCUACUUCGUUGCGAGGGGCCACGUGCUGCGAAGUCGGCUUGGCUUUCGGGGUGGUUCAGGCUCGCCGACCAAGUUCUCCUCGAUCCACUUUACCGUUGCUAAUGAUAGGCAUCUCUGGUACUACCAUGAUCUGCGUUGGAAUCAUGUAAUAUGGGAACAGUGCAGGCGUGAAGCGGGGUGGGUAUUCGCCCUUCGGCUAUGCUACUUGACGUGUUACACUGCAAGGUUGCCUUUUGUCAAGCUUGGCAAUAUUGUCGGCGGUGUUGUGGUCGUUCUUAUACAGAAGCCACCGCCAGCCCUGGAUGCUUCAAGGAUGGAGGGCUGUGCAGUGUGGCGGUUGACGCUGCGCCCCUCCCUACGCUGA
Clonostachys byssicola is the source of this 591-nucleotide messenger RNA. NCBI's taxonomy places the organism in Eukaryota, Fungi, Ascomycota, Sordariomycetes, Hypocreales, Bionectriaceae. The record is from the annotation of a GenBank genome assembly.